Aspergillus pseudotamarii is the source of this 324-nucleotide messenger RNA. Its product is annotated as EF-hand domain-containing protein. NCBI's taxonomy places the organism in Eukaryota, Fungi, Ascomycota, Eurotiomycetes, Eurotiales, Aspergillaceae. Bases 1 to 324 code for a protein of 107 amino acids. Gene Ontology annotation, molecular function: calcium ion binding. The transcript is spliced from 5 exons. The record is from RefSeq and is a predicted model, not a curated record.
AUGGCAAACUGGAGCGUGAAACCCCCAACUAUCGAAACCUGGCUAUUUAACCUGCCUCGUCUCGCAAAGUCAACCCAGAUCCUACCUAUCUACUCCCGUGAAGAGAUAGAGAAGUGGAAGGAGGAAUUCCAUAAGAUUAACACCAACUAUGAUAGCCAUAUCGAUCCCUGGGAGUACCUUAGAUAUGCAAAAGAGAAGGGCUUGAAGAUAACCGACGAAGAGGCCGUAGACUGGGUCAGAAAGCUGGACGUUGACGGCAACGGUCAAGUUGAAUUCGGCGAGUUUCUCACAGCGUUUGGUACAAGGCUCGACGCGCAAAAGUAA